Molecule: messenger RNA, 5598 nt
Organism: Sinocyclocheilus grahami
Lineage: Eukaryota; Metazoa; Chordata; Actinopteri; Cypriniformes; Cyprinidae
Product: CLIP-associating protein 2-like
Exons: 40
Coding region: 670-4857 (1395 amino acids)
Biological process (GO): mitotic spindle assembly; establishment of mitotic spindle localization
Cellular component (GO): mitotic spindle; spindle microtubule; cytoplasmic microtubule
Molecular function (GO): microtubule binding
Source: RefSeq, a predicted model, not a curated record
UUGAAGGACCUCAAAGCCUCGGCCCAAUCACUUUUCCUCGGGAUCGUUUGCUAUUCAACACUCCAGUAUUGCGGCUACUGGCGGUCCAGUAACGUUAGCCGUGUUCGCGUCGUGAGCUCAGAAGGCAGCUGUCAAAGUGCGGAUUAUUUUUGGAUUAAGUGUAAACAGGAGAGCAGCGCGCGUCCCGGUGUCUCAUCCACUCAUCACCCGAGCGGCGUGACGCGGGCUUUUCUGAAAUGGAGGCCAGGAGGGGAGAGAGCCCCCGCGGCAGGCCACAGGAUACUCGACCAUAAGGGUUAAAGCUAGCACAGUUAGCCGAGACUGCCUGCACUCGGUCGGAUACAUUUCCACUGUUUUUAUACUCGCCUCGCCUCGGAUCUCUUUUACUUCGCUUUGCGUCACUUUGUUAUUUAGUGGAAACACACUUUUUGUUCGGGGGAUUAACCAUUUUGUUUCUGGAAAACUUUGACAAAGUUGUUUAUUUUCCGUUACUGCAUAGUUAAUGCACUGAACAACAGACCUAACCACCCUCCGAGUGUCUUUAAACGCAGUAUUUGACUUCCUCGUUGCACACAUUUCAGUUUCUCGUGCCGUUUACGCGACUCCGACAGCCACUCUGUCGUUGUUAUUGUUUCGCCGCAACCUGAGGACUGACCACAAAGCGUCCCGAUGGAGGAAAAUGACAACAUGGACUAUUUUUACCAGCAGGUUUUGCAGAAGGACGUGACCCGGCGGCUGCAGGUCGGCCCGGAUCUCGUAGACUAUCUGAGCGACCCGCAGAGGUCCUGGGAUGUGGAUCAGGACAAAUCCCGCCUGGAUAAAACCAUGGAUGAGCUGACGGGAUGGGUCAACUCCAGCAAUUACAAGAUUGCAUUGCUGGGGAUCGAUAUCGUCAGCGCAUUUGUGGAUCGAAUGACUGAUCGCUUCAGAGGUUAUAUCGGCACAGUGGUGCCUGCAUUAGUUGACCGUUUGGGUGAUGCAAAGGAUCAGGUUCGAGAACAGGCACAAGCACUCAUUUUGAAGCUGAUGGAGCAGACGGCAACACCCAUGUAUGUUUGGGAGAGGCUGUGUCCUGGCUUCAAACACAAAAACUUCCGCAGUAGAGAGGGACUCUGCUUGUGCUUGGUUGCCACACUAAAUGCUUACGGCGCUCAGCCCUUGAGUUUGAGUAAAUUUGUUCCACAUCUCUGUUCGCUAACAGGAGACCAAAACCCCCAGGUACGAGAAGCAGCUAUAACAACCCUAGUGGAGGUGUAUCGGCAUGUGGGAGAGAGAGUGAGGGCAGACCUCAACAAAAGAGAUCUACCAUCUGCACGGUUACAGACCAUUUUAAGCCGUUUUGAUGAAGUUCUGAAUUCGGGGAACAUGGCUCUAAGCCUAAGUCAAGAUCGUAGUUUUGACGAUGAUGACUCUGUGGAUGGAAGCAGGCCGUCAUCAGCUCAGGCUGCGUUUAAAGUGCCCAAAGUACCCAAGAAACCUGGAGACUCUGCCAGCAGUUCCAGACGACCCAGUGCCACUGGAGCUGCAAAGACAGGUGUCUCUAAGGAGGGGGCAGGAGCUAUUGAUGAGGAGGAUUUUAUCAAAGCAUUCACAGACGUCCCCACGGUUCAGAUCUACUCCACUCGAGACCUGGAGGAUAAUCUGAACAAGAUUCGUGAAGUUCUGUCUGACGAUAAACAUGACUGGGACCAUAGAACAAACGCGCUAAAGAAAUUCCGAUCUCUGCUGGUUGCCGGGGCAGCAGACUAUGAUUGUUUCUACCAGCACCUGCGUCUGUUGGAUGGCGCAUUUAAGCUGUCGGCAAAAGACCUGCGUUCUCAGGUGGUGCGAGAGGCUUGCAUCACGGUGGCGCAUCUUUCCACACUAUUAGGGAAUAAGUUUGAUCAUGGAGCAGAGGCCAUUGUUCCAGUGCUCUUCAAUCUUAUCCCUAACUGUGCCAAAGUGAUGGCCACAUCUGGCACAGCAGCCAUACGCAUCAUCAUACGGCACACUCAUGUCCCACGUCUAAUUCCUCUCAUCACUAGUAACUGCACGUCAAAGUCUGUGUCCGUCCGGAGGCGCUGUUAUGAUUUCUUGGAUCUUCUGCUGCAGGAAUGGCAGACUCACUCUCUGGAGAGGCAUGUGGCUGUGUUGGUGGACAGUAUUAAGAAGGGAAUCAAAGAUGCAGACUCAGAGGCUCGAGUGGAGGCCAGGAAGGCAUACUGGGGGUUGCGGGCUCAUUUCCCCGGGGAGGCGGAGUCUCUGUAUAACUCAUUAGAAUCGUCCUAUCAGAAGACACUUCAGUCGUAUCUAAAGAGCUCUGGCAGUGUGGCGUCCCUGCCACAGUCGGAUCGCUCGUCCUCCAGUUCGCAAGAAAGCCUUAACCGGCCGCUGUCAAAGUGGUCAGCUGCUCCAGGCAGAGGUGAGAUCCUUACGUGUUCCGACGAUUCUGAUUGCACGCCAGGAUCACAGUCUGCUACCCCUGUUGGUGCGGGUUCUCGCUCGGGUUCCCCAGGCCGGGUUUUGACCAGCACAGCUCUGAGCACACUCAGUACAGGAGCUCAGCGUGUGAGUGCAGCUCCGGGGUCCCACCGUCGCAGCCGGAUCCCACGCAGUCAAGGCUGCAGUCGAGACUCCAGCCCCACGCGCCUAUCUGUUGCUCCUUCAAACAUCAGUCACAUCUACAAUGGAUCAAAAGGAGCGAGGGGUAGUCGUAUACCACGACCUAGUGUGAGUCAGGGCUGCAGUCGUGAGGCCAGCCGAGAGAGCAGCAGAGACACCAGCCCUGUGCGCUCCUUCACGCCGCUCGCAUCCCGGCAUUAUUCUCGCUCAACUGGUGCUCUUCAUGCCCCAGAUGCCUUCGGGGCAGCAGGUUCUGGGUUGGGUAUGUCUCAGUCCAGUCGUCUCUCAUCCUCAGUUAGUGCCAUGAGAGUGCUGAACACAGGAUCGGACGUGGAGGAAGCCUUGGCUGAUGCUCUGCUAUUAGGAGACAUGCGGGGCAAGCAGAAGAAACCAGCUCGACGGAGGUAUGACACCUAUGGGAUGUACUCGGAUGAUGAUGCAAAUAGCGAUGCCUCCAGCGCGUGUUCAGAGCGUUCGUACAGCUCCCGGAAUGGCAGCAUUCCAACGUAUAUGCGGCAGACUGAGGACGUGGCCGAAGUGCUCAAUCGCUGUGCCUCUGCCAAUUGGUCUGAGAGAAAAGAGGGGCUGAUGGGAUUGCAAGCACUGUUAAAAAACCAACGAACUCUCAGCCGUGUUGAGCUGAAGAGGUUGUGCGAAAUUUUCACGAGGAUGUUUGCAGACCCACACAGCAAGCGUGAUCCCAGAGGCUUCGUCAUGGCAGAAUCCGGUAUCAGUUCUGCCUCUUUUAAGAGAGUGUUCAGCAUGUUUUUGGAAACACUGGUGGACUUCAUUGCUGUUCAUAAGGAGGAUCUGCAGGACUGGCUCUUUGUACUGCUCACACAACUGCUGAAGAAAAUGGGAGCGGAUCUGCUCGGCUCAGUACAAGCCAAAGUACAGAAAGCCCUAGACGUCACAAGAGAAUCUUUCUCGAAUGAUCUACAGUUCACUAUCCUAAUGAGAUUCACAGUUGACCAAACACAGACACCCAACUUAAAGGUAAGUGCUUUUUUGGAGACACUUUAUCUUCUUUCACUGUCCGGGGAAAAGGCGCUGUUGCCGGCUCCAAUGGGAAGCCCACUCACCCGACACACUCCAAGAUCACCAGCCAGUUGGUCGAGCCCUUUAACGUCCCCUACCAACACAUCACAAAACACACCUUCACCAAGUGCAUUUGAUUACGAUACCGAAAACAUGAACUCUGAGGAGAUCUACAGCUCCCUGAGAGGAGUCAGUCAGGCCAUCCAGAACUUUAGCGUCCGCAGCCAAGAAGACAUGACGGAGCCACCGCGAAAAGGAGAUGGAGAUGGUGGAGAAGAGGGUGGUGAUCAACCCACAGCAUCUGGUCGGACGGCGCUGGAUAACAAGACCUCUCUGCUAAAUACUAUGCCACUCCUCUCCUCGAGUCCCCGCCCAACAAGGGAAUUCCAGUCAGUCAGCUACUCUGACUCCUCCUUCACCUCCUCCUCUUUCAAUAAAAGCCUGAAAGAUGCAGAUCAAGAUGCCGAGACCCUCACUGAUGACAGUGGCGUGGACCAGUCUGAGGUGGUUGCUGAGCUCCUAAAGGAGCUCUCGAAUCACAGCGAGCGGGUGGAAGAGAGGAAAGCCGCGCUGUGUGAGCUAAUGCGGCUGAUCAGAGAAACACAACUGCAUGUUUGGGACGAGCACUUCAAAACCAUCCUCCUGCUGCUCCUAGAAACACUCGGGGAUGGAGAGCAUGUCAUUCGGGCAUUAGCACUGCGAGUGUUGAAGGAGAUCUUAAACCGGCAGCCGUGGCGCUUUAAAAACUAUGCGGAACUCACCAUUAUGAAGACCCUGGAAGCACAUAAAGACCCACACAAAGAGGUGGUACGGGCUGCAGAAGAGGCAGCGUCUAUGUUGGCGACCUCAAUAAGUCCUGAUCAGUGUAUUAAGGUGUUGUGCCCCAUCAUCCAGUCGGCUGAUUACCCCAUCAACCUAGCUGCCAUCAAGAUGCUCACCAGAGUCAUUGACCGGCUGCCCAAAGAGGGUCUCCUUCAAAUGCUCCCUGAGAUCGUCCCUGGGCUCAUUCAGGGUUAUGAUAACUCUGAGAGCAGUGUACGAAAGGCGUGUGUAUUUUGCCUUGUGGCCAUCUAUGCUGUCAUUGGAGAGGAUUUGAAACCUCACCUCAGCCAGCUGUCUGGCAGCAAGCUGAAACUGUUGAAUUUGUACAUAAAGCGAGCUCAGAGCGGCUCCAGCGGAAGUGACCAGUCUUCAGAUCUAGGAGGGCAGGGACUGUAGCUGUGCCGCCACCAUUCAGAACUACAGCACUCUCUUAGUGCAGGGGGACCCUAGCUGGCUUUUUAACUCACAUGCAUACACAAACAAACACCUACACACGCUUACCUACAGAUACACAAAGCCGCAUGCACCUACACUGCUGGACACCCUCCUCCGGCCCCACAAAACCUUCCAGUGGGAUAUGCAUCGAGGAGCGGCGUAGGACUGAAACUCUUCCUCCAAACUAGGAUCACCGUCACUCUGUGUGCAUGUCUGAGAAACCGCUAUCUGUGGCACAGUUGGUGGACUGCUGAUGUAGUUUUGUUGCCUUGUUAAUGAGAAGAUCAUGUGUACGAGUGUGUGUGUGUGUGUCAGACGGGGAAGGUGGAAACCCAGCAGAAAGCGGGGUGUCGUGGGUGUCAAUUUGUGCAACAUGGAAAUUGUUUCUUUUUAUCAAAGAGCUUUUGAAAAACUCAGAUUUUUAAGAUGAAGUUCAAAACUUCUUGGUCUGAGCGAUGUAUCAUUAACGUUCCUAAUUUCUCACUAUCGAUUAUUAUUAACGGUCAUAUCAGUUCAUAACAGUGAGCGGUUGGUCCAGCUUGCACUAUUAUAAGACAUACUUUGCUUGGCUUUAUGCAUGUCAUGAAUAAAUCUGAACCUUUUUAUCUGGUUGCGUACAUGGCUUAACUUACACCCGAGAUUCUCAUCGCAGCGAGGCCACAUGUGAUCCCACACCACAUAGGUAAUAUGUAUCUAUAAAUA